AUGCUACCACAUAUUACUCUAUUUAUCAGUUUAUUUCAAAAUUUCUCUUCUACUAAUAGUAUAGUCUUUUCUUCUGAUACAUCAAAGUUAUCUAUUAAUAUGUCUUUCGGAGGUGGUUCGACUGAGCAAGGUAAUGCAUCUGCGUUGGAAAGUUCAUCAAAUUCAUCAAAAGCAAAUGAAACCGUCGAUAUAGUUCAGUUAACAAAAAUAAUUAAUGGUAUUAAGAACGAACUUUCAUUGGCUAAAUCUAGAAUAUAUAUUCCUAAAAAUCCUCAAAUAAAAUACCCCAAAUGUGAUCAGUGUAGUAAUACUGAUGCCUUUUGGAUUUUAGGGCUAUUUCUGGCUUUGUUCUUUUUAUCUUUCUAUGUGUCUUCGAUUAUUUAUUACUAUACUACAAGAGACAAUUAG
Molecule: messenger RNA, 408 nt
Organism: Scheffersomyces coipomensis
Lineage: Eukaryota; Fungi; Ascomycota; Pichiomycetes; Serinales; Debaryomycetaceae
Exons: 1
Coding region: 1-408 (135 amino acids)
Source: RefSeq, a predicted model, not a curated record